GGUAAUUUGCGUAUGCUGUGUUGGUGUCUGGCUUAGUUUUCUUGCCGUGGGAGUUUUAGAACCCGUUGAGGGUGAUUAAUUUGAAUAUAUUUUUUGUUUUAUCGCAUACGGAGAGUGCGUGGACUGGUGUGUGUGGGAGACAACUUGGAGCUGUACAAAGCGGGAGGUUGCAGGGAGCUUGGAAACAAUGGAAGUGAUAAUUACUGAUCGAAUCGAUAGGAGGAGGAGGACAUCACCCUUGGGACCUAGCAAUUAGUGCUGUGGUACAAAGUGUGAAGAGGAUAUCGAUUCCUUUUUGUGUGGCUUAUCAUUCAUGAAGUUUGGUUUCGAGGAAGUGAAUGCCAGGUCGGGAAAAUCUAGGUCUCAUUGCGUGAGAUUGUCCCGGAUUCUGGAGAGAAACAAGGCCCGUGCUUAGUACUAUCGAUCAAACCUCGAAGAGAAAGUUGGAAUGCACUGACUGUCCAAUUAGUAUAGGACGAAAUCCGGUAACACCUACACUAUCUUAAAUGCAUCUAGUGCACGAUCUCCUGGAGUUGCUAGAGAAGGGUUAAAAAUUUUGGAGAAGAAAGGGGGAAUGGAGGAGGAGAAUACUGCUGCAGACGUUCCGACCCGGCAGGGGAAUGGAACAGGUACUCGCCAACGCAACAAAGAGGCAUUACAAAGAUUGAAUUUGGAAAAUGUCACGAGAAAUUUAAUUUUGAGACAGAUCCGGGAAUACACAGUGGACAUCGGUGUACCCUUGAUGACGUUGCUGCAGGGAUGUUUGGAAACAGAACAUGGACGCUCCUCCAUUGUUGCACUCUCGGGGUACGUUGAGCAUUUCGAGAGUAGGCUUGAGGAAGACCUUGGUUGGGGCUGUGGAUGGCGUAACAUUCAGAUGCUGAGCUCUUAUAUGCUUGCUCAGGAUUCAGAGUCUAAAGACGUCUUGUUUGGUGGGGCGGGCUUCAUUCCGGAUAUUCCUGCGAUUCAACAAUGGCUGGAAAUCGCGUGGCUGAAAGGGUUUGAUGUCUUAGGUGCAGAUUAUUUUGAUUGGAAAAUUUCGGGCACUCAAAAAUGGAUUGGAACGACAGAGUGCGCUACAGUGCUGCGUUCGUUCGGCAUGCGAGCACGUAUCAUGGACUUUCGCAUCGCGAGUAGCAAACGAGCGGCGGGUGGUAUGAGAGGCAAGGGCGGCUCGCAUUUAGAUCAACCUGGUGAAUUGGAUGAGGCGGAUGACGUGUCAGGCAAUUUCAGUCUCUUGAAAAUUUCCAGCAGCCAUCCUGAAGAGUGCUCUGAUGACAUCAAUAAUGAGUCUGAUGAUCAGAGUCCUCCCACCUCCGGUGAAGACGUCUCAGCGGAAGAGCGUCGUCUCAUUGUACUUCCUGAUCAGAAGGAAGAGCUGCAUUUUUUACGACAAAGUCCGGACGACCCCAACAUAUGCCUCACAUGUGUGGAAGAGCGCAAGAAUAGUACAUUUGCAAACCACCUGCACAGAGAGGAUGAUGCUGAUUCAACCGCGUCCAACAAGGAAAUGACAGAGCAAAACACAUCUGGUGAUUCUAUCGCCGGCGGAGGGUGUGGAACGUACCUGCCUGAUACAGACUCGAACCACAAGUACAUGACCGACUGGAUUUGGAAUUAUUUCCGCGCUGAAGGUGGCAGUUUCUGCAAGUCCAUUUAUCUCAGCAAUCGUUCUCCGCUGUACUUUCAACAUCGGGGCCAUUCACGCACCAUUGUUGGGAUUGAGCGGUCCAAGAGAGAGGGCUCGUCCAAAGAGGAGGACUAUUUGCUUGUGUUGGAUCCAUCACAGAGAACCCGGGACAUUGUUAGGUCACUAGAAAGGAAACAGGGAUGGGAGGAGCUUGUGAAACGCGGGAUGCACUCGCUGAAUCAAUCUGAGUAUCAGUUGUGCUACGUUGAUCCUGGUAUUGCCAAGGAAGAGGAAUACGAGAGUUUAAAAACGCUCAGCAGUGUGCGGUACUUGUAUUGAUACGAUUCGUUGGGUAGAGAAGUUCACCAAUGCAAGUGCGUUCAUUCCUCAGGUCGUUGCAGUUUCAAGAUUCAGUCUGUUACAGCUGGUCGGAUCACGGAUGGUUGUAAUAUAAUGUCAUUGCAGUAUGGUUUUAAGUGUAGAAUGCGGGAAGUCUUCAAGUCCUUGGUUUCGUUAGCAGUAGCUCCAUUUCACAAGCUUAGCAUUCUUGGCCGCAUGGAGUCUAAUCUCUUCUAGACAUAGAACACGCACUAUUUCUGGUCAGGUCUGGACUUGAAAGUUAAGGUCCAAAGCAACUGCAAUCCGACUUGUAUGGGAAGAACUCUUCAGUCUAUUUUAGACAUCUUUAUUUUGGUAUGUUAUUAAUUCUGAAACCUCUUAUUGGUUCGUCUGGCUCAAUUCCUGUGAUGAUACCAGUGGGGACUUCGAAGGAGGAAUAUACUGAUGCAUUUGGAUUUUAUCAUAGAUGUUCUUGCAGCUAUGAGAAAAGAAAUGGCUGGGCUUGCAUGAUACCGUGAAUAUAUGAAAUAUCAUUCAGCAGCUCUUGCUACGUCUUUCAGGUGCGUGGUGACUUAAUAUCGCAAACAUCUUAAUCUUAGUUACUAACAUGAAAGGUCUACUUGGGCUUUGAAUGUGAUCUGUAAGAUGUUCGCUUUGCAUAAAGACGGAUACUUGGAAAGCAUGUACUUCGACAAAACUGGUUUGAUGAUGGUUCUGCUUUGAAGUGCAUUUCCAUUCGGGGCAAUCUGUAGUCCUGAGCAUUUGCCGAUUGUAACUCUUUUUUGAUUUUUCUGCGAGGUGAAGAAGACGUAUGAUUGAAUAUCAAGCUAAAGACGUGGUGCGUGUAUCUAAGAUAUUUAUUUCAUAUGUUUACAACAUGAGCAUAGUAAAGCGAUAGUCACUUCUUUUUGAAUCAUGAGUUGGUAGUAGGGUCUUGUAUUAAAAGCUUUGCAUGUCUGGUCUAGAAUUUAAAACAAAACCAUUAAAUUAAGUGA
Messenger RNA from Physcomitrium patens, 2964 nucleotides. RefSeq lists its product as uncharacterized. NCBI's taxonomy places the organism in Eukaryota, Viridiplantae, Streptophyta, Bryopsida, Funariales, Funariaceae. The record is from RefSeq and is a predicted model, not a curated record. Gene Ontology annotation, molecular function: ubiquitin-like protein peptidase activity.